Messenger RNA from Megachile rotundata (alfalfa leafcutting bee), 388 nucleotides. RefSeq lists its product as uncharacterized. The record is from RefSeq and is a predicted model, not a curated record. NCBI's taxonomy places the organism in Eukaryota, Metazoa, Arthropoda, Insecta, Hymenoptera, Megachilidae.
AUCGAGGAAAAGAUGCAUGGCUCCCGACGACCGUAAAGACGUGGACCUCGAACGCCACGACAUAUUCGGAGGAGGAUUCCCGCGCGAAUCAUGCGCAGGAAUGUAUCUACCUAAUUCGGGUACCGACGCUACCAACGUGAAAAUAUGCAAAUCCACAUUCCGCCUUGAAGAGAGAAGGAAUCUCCAGUUUAUAAGACACGUUUCACGUCUAGUACGGUCCUGCAGGGAAGAUAUAUCUCGCACGCAACUCCCGUGCGGUUCCUGCUACCCUGAUCAUGAGAAUCUCCAAAAGAGUCUACCUCAACGGCAUUUGGUCGUCCAGUAUUAUCUUGUAUGCAUAUUGUUUCACUAUCUCUCCGUAUCUUUUUAACCUUUGAGGAACCUCAGU